AUGGCUUUCCGCCAGCAGCAUCGACCGCACUCCUCGCGCCAGAUCUCGUACCAUGAACCACCGCCCGAGGUCGGCACCGCCUCGACGCCGCAGCGGAAGAGGGCGCUCGAAGAGUCUGAAGAAUGGGUCCUAUUCUCGCCGGGAGCGCAUUCCACUACUGCACGCACGCACACGACAUCGACCGAACGAACACCACGCACAGCCGGCCUGUCGCACCUGAGCGACUUUGGUUCCCUCGAUACCGCCGCACGCUCGCAGGAUGACGAUGAUGUUACCUGCCAGGGCACUGAAGAUGGAGAGGAGUUGGACAGCUUGGACGAUGGCCUGCACGCUUUCCAUGAACCAUCUGAGUAUGCAGGGCCAUCGAGCAGGUUACAGCAGAGUGGCGACGCCGUUUUGCCUACACAUGAUGGCUUAGGCACAUUCCAGCCUGAUGCCGAUGUGGCAGAGCAUAUGUGGCAGUUUGAAAGACAAGCGCCGAGGAGACGUACUGCUCGGCGGCGAUCAAGUGUGCAACGACGACUUGAUGCUCUGGAGGAGACGGAAGAACUUAAUCAGGAGCAGGAUAGGCGGCAGCGAAUAGAACAGUGGCGGCUCGAGCAGAGCAGAGCGCUUCUCGAAGAGAUCGAGAGGGAGACCAGACGCAGACGGAGGAUGAGCAUCGUGAGUGCUGCUCGCAGUCGGUCAGACAGCGCCUACUGCGCCCCCAAGAGCACCGCAUCGCACGUUGCGGCAUCGGUAUCGGAUGGCCAAAGCGAGGCAUCUGAUGAAAACACAGAGAACAUGUCCUUUUGGCAACGCUUAACAAGAAGAGUAAUACGCGAUCUGAUGGGCAUUGAUGAGGAUACGCUAUCUGUCAUCUUUGGGGAAUCGUUGCCUGACGAAACCGCGACAGUGCCUACUCAAAUCCCCGAAACGAGAGCUUCGAUUGAUGCUACACUACGAGCCAUGGAUACAGAAGGAAUGCCUGACGAAGGCUGGCAGCAUCGACUUCUUGAAAGAGUAGCGCGAGAGCUUGGGAUCUUGGUGCAUCAGCUCUCUGAGCAUCCCGGUGCCUUUUCUACUUAUCUUAACACCCAGGACACGCCAGAAUAUGCAGGCCUCUCUGCCCGACGACCUUCCACUAGUUUGGCCUCCGAGUCGACAACUUCAAAGCUCACUACUUCUGGACACUCGGCUGCUCUGCCGACUUCGGCGCACUUUGCUCCGACUUUCCCCGGACAACCUAACGCAUAUAGUGAAGCAUUCCUCUGGGGUAUCGAGGAAGAACCCGAUUCGGUUGACCCUUUGGAUUCCUUCCGUGCCCCUCACCCAGCUCCCGCACCCAUAAACCACGCUGAGGAAAUCGCACGCGAGCAAGAGUAUUGGGAACGCGAGCUCGAUGUCAAGAUGGUCUUCAACUUCCUCUUGAAGCGAUUCUCCUCGCGGCGGUCAAGCGUCUCUUCGCAAACACGUAGAGGCUCGAGUGCGCCAACCGCUGGUGAAGAGGCAGAAGACCCUCAGGCGAGUGCGAGGAGAGCAGCCAUCAUUCGCCAGAAUCACCCUUUAGUUAGUCGGUCGAGAGAACCAUUGCCUACUAGCUCAAGGUCGAAGAAGCGAGAAGGUGCUUCGUUCAAGACGUACUACCAUCAGGCCCCGUCGUUGCGCAAUCAAGUACUUAAGAGCAGCUCGUCUGUGACGAGCCAAAGCACCAAGAAGAGCAAGCGGUCCGGUGGCAGCGGACGUAACUACUGGGACCUUGGCGGUAGUGUCGGUUCUGGUAGUGUCAUCGAAGGCAAAGCCUAG
Messenger RNA from Didymosphaeria variabile, 1785 nucleotides. RefSeq lists its product as uncharacterized. The transcript has a single exon. The record is from RefSeq and is a predicted model, not a curated record. NCBI's taxonomy places the organism in Eukaryota, Fungi, Ascomycota, Dothideomycetes, Pleosporales, Didymosphaeriaceae. The coding region runs from base 1 to 1785 and encodes 594 amino acids.